Molecule: messenger RNA, 4559 nt
Organism: Myotis davidii
Lineage: Eukaryota; Metazoa; Chordata; Mammalia; Chiroptera; Vespertilionidae
Gene: TTC7A
Product: tetratricopeptide repeat domain 7A
Exons: 20
Coding region: 63-2639 (858 amino acids)
Biological process (GO): protein localization to plasma membrane; phosphatidylinositol phosphate biosynthetic process
Cellular component (GO): plasma membrane
Molecular function (GO): protein binding
Source: RefSeq, a predicted model, not a curated record
CGCCGCCCCCGGCCGGGUCUCCACUUCUUAGCCGCACCUCCCAUGACAGCGCCCGCGCGAAGAUGGCUGCGAAGGGCUCACACGGCUCCCACCUGAAGGUAGAGAGCGAGCUGGAGCGCUGCCGCGCCGAGGGCCUCUGGGACCGCAUGCCCCAGCUGGUCCGGCAGAUGAGGGCGCUGGUCCUGCCCAGUGGUGGAGGCAGCCGGAGAGCCAUCUCGAGCGCCUUAUUCACCCCUCCGGACACCGAUGACUUUGGAAAAUUGCUCCUGGCUGAGUCCCUCCUGGAGCAGUGUUUGAAGGAGAAUAAUGCCAAGAUAAAAGACUCCAUCCCUUUGCUGGAAAAAAAUGAGCCAAAGAUGAAUGAAGCCAAAAACUAUCUGAGUAGUAUCCUCAACCAUGGGAAGCUGUCGUCAAGGUACAUGUGUGAGGCCAUGCUGAUCCUGGGCAAGCUGCACUACGUGGAGGGCUCCUACCGGGAUGCCAUCAGCAUGUAUGCGCGGGCCGGGAUCGAUGACAUGUCCAUGGAGAACAAGCCCCUGUAUCAGAUGCGGCUGCUGGCAGAGGCCUUUGUCAUCAAAGGCCUCUCCCUGGAACGCCUCCCCAACUCCAUCGCUUCCCGCCACCGCAUGACUGAGCGGGAAGAGGAAGUCAUCACCUGCUUCGAGAGGGCCUCCUGGAUCGCGCAGGUGUUCCUGCAGGAAUUGGAGAAGGUCACUAACAACAACACAUCGAGGCACCUGAAAGGCUCCCACCCCGUUGACUAUGAGCUCACCUACUUCCUGGAAGCUGCCCUGCAGAGCGCUUACGUGACAAACCUGAAGAAGGGGAACAUCGUGAAAGGCAUGAGAGAGCUCCGGGAGGUCCUACGGACUGUGGAGACCAAAGCAACUCAGAACUUCAAAGUGGUGGCGGCCAAGCACCUGGCGGGGGUCCUGCUGCACUCCCUGAGUGAGGAGUGCUACUGGAGCCCCCUGUCCCAGCCUCUGCCCGAGUUCAUGAAUAAAGAAGAGAAUUCCUUCAUCAUGCAAGCCCUGCGCAAGCCUCACCUCUACGAAGGAGACAACCUCUACUGCCCAAAGGACAACAUCGAGGAAGCCCUCCUGUUGCUCCUCAUCAGCGAGUCCAUGGCUACUCGGGAUGUGGUGCUGAGCAGGGCGCCAGAGCAGGAGGAGGACCGGGCGGUGAGCCUGAGGAAUGCGGCGGCCAUCUACGACCUCCUGAGCAUCACGCUGGGCAGGAGGGGACAGUACGUCAUGCUCUCAGAGUGCCUGGAGCGAGCCAUGAAGUUUGCAUGUGGAGAAUUUCACCUUUGGUACCAAGUGGCCCUCUCCAUGGUGGCGUGUGGAAAGUCGGCCUACGCUGUGUCGCUGCUACGGGAGUGUGUGAAGCUGCGGCCCUCGGACCCCACCGUGCCCCUGAUGGCCGCCAAAGUCUGCAUCGGGCCCCUGCACUGGCUGGAGGAGGCAGAGUGCUUUGCCACGAUGGUGAUCGACCGUGGGGAGGAAGCUGGGGAGUUCCUCUCCAAGGCCUACCUGGCGCUGGGUCUCACCUACAGCCUGCAGGCCACUGACGCAACUCUGAAAUGCAGGCAGGAUGAGUUGCACCGGAAAGCACUGCAGACGCUGGAGAGAGCCCAGCAGCUGGCGCCUGGCGACCCCCAGGUCAUCCUCUAUGUCUCCCUGCAGCUGGCCCUCGUCCGACAGAUCUCCAGCGCUAUGGAGCAGCUGCAGGAGGCCCUGAAAUUGUGCAGGGAUGAUGCCAAUGCCCUCCACCUGCUGGCUCUCCUCUUCUCCGCCCAGAAACACUACCAGCUCGCCCUGGAUGUCAUCAACAUGGCCAUCACGGAGUACCCCGAGAACUUCAACCUGCUGUUCACCAAGGUGAAGCUGGAGCAGGUACUGAAAGGCCCAGAGGAAGCCCUCGUGACCUGCAGACAAAUGCUGCGACUGUGGCAGGCCCUGUACAACUUCUCCCAGCUGGGAGGCCUGGAAAAGGAUGGCAGCCUCGGCGAGGGCGUCAUGCUGAAGAAGCAGAGUGGCAUGCACCUGACUCUGCCGGAUGCCCAUGACGCAGACUCCGGCUCUCGGCGGGCAUCGUCCAUCGCAGCCUCGCGGCUAGAGGAGGCCAUGUCGGAGCUGACCAUGCCCAGCUCUGUUUUGAAACAGGGCCCCAUGCAGCUGUGGACCACGCUGGAACAGAUCUGGCUCCAGGCUGCUGAGCUGUUCAUGGAGCAACAGCACCUCAAGGAAGCCGGUUUCUGCAUCCAGGAGGCAGCGGGCCUCUUCCCCACCUCGCACUCGGUACUCUACAUGCGGGGCCGGCUGGCCGAGAUGAAGGGCAGCUUGGAGGAGGCCAAGCAGCUGUACAAGGAGGCGCUCACGGUGAACCCCGAUGGCGUUCGCAUCAUGCACAGCCUGGGUCUGAUGCUGAGUCGGCUGGGCCACAAGUCCCUGGCCCAGAAGGUGCUGCGGGACGCCGUGGAAAGGCAGAGCACCUGUCACGAGGCAUGGCAGGGCCUGGGCGAAGUGCUGCAGGCCCAGGGCCAGAGCGAGGCCGCCAUCGACUGCUUCCUCACCGCCCUGGAGCUGGAGGCCAGCAGCCCAGUGCUGCCCUUCUCCAUCAUCCCAAGAGAGCUCUGACACCCCCGCAGCAGCAGGGAGGGAGGGGCUUCCCCGUUCGGGCGGGGGGGCAGGCAGGAAGCAGGGAGCAUGGGUUGGGGAAGGAAUAGAACCUCAGGGAAAUACAUCUCUAGGGAACACUUCUGCAAGCUGCAGCCCUAGUUCUCCUCGCCUCCCCCACCCCACCCUGCAUUCCUUCCUGGACCAGCUGGGUCUGAGAGCUGCUCAUCGAGCUGGGUGGACCAGAUUUGCAUCAAAAGCAAAUUCCUUGCUCUUUGGGACUCAGACAUUGUGGCAUUUAUGAGCAAGGAAGUAGCUGGGAGGCCACAUCAACAUGGUAUGGGGGCCCCUCCCCAGAGUAUCUGUGCAGCAUCUAAAUAUGUAGUCGGGUCUGUGUGGCUUGGUUACCUCCCCACCUGGAAACCCCUAUCCCAUACAUGCCACCCUCUCUCAACAUCCCUGACCCUUGAUUCCCGGCUUUGCACCCGGCUCGAACCUCAGCUCUCUGCUCUCCAGCACCAAAGACGAACCCUGCAAGCUGCCCUCUGGCUGGGCCAAGGGUUUUCCUGGCUUCCUUCCGUGGCGCCUCGGGAGAGUCAUGGUGACUGGAGUUGCUCCUUGAGAGCCUCACAGCUGUCCUUCAUCCCCUGUGCCUGUGUGCCUUGGGGAGCCCGCAGCCCUGGUCCCAUGCCCCAGUCUCAGGACAGGGUUUUGGAUCACUCUCAGGUCUUGCCCAGAGCAGUCACAGCUUGACUCCACUGGCAAGUGGGAAGAAGAUGGACCACUGGGUUCCUCUCCCAGGCUGAGUUAGUGGAUAAUGCCUGGCAUUGACCUUUGCCUGACGAAGCCAGUUGGGAUCCACUGUGCACCCCUCUGCUGCCAGGUGACCUUGUGGCCAGCGACACAGCACUGGCCUUAACUAACCUUCCAUUUCCAUCCAUCUCCAUCUUCCUGGAAACACCCCAGGUGAAGCAGCCUGCUUAGACCCCAGGCCACAGCCCCAGGAUGGGCCUCAGGACAGAAACGUGGCUGCUGGACCCAGCCCUUUCUAGUAGCUUAUGUCAGCACAUACCUUCAAGCCUUACCUUUCUGGGCAAUCGGUACAAUGCACGUCAUUCUGGAGAUGGGAGUCUCUAGGACUGUCCCCAGCUCAUCUCACCACCCACAACCCAUUCCUCAGGCUUUCUUGGGCAACCCAAGCCCCACCCUGGCCAUUUGGUUGUCUCUGCCCGGCACCUCCGAACUGGUUGAACAGGCCUCUGGAUACUAGACACCUGUGUCUGCAGGGGUCCUGGGUGCUGGUGGUGGGUGUCGUUCCUGCUGUUCCCCUAGCCUGCUGCAAGAUGCUCCUGGGAUUCCCCCCAAGAAUUUGCCCCCUUCCCACACAGGCCUAUCAGGAGCAUUCUUUUUUUAUCAGCACUUUGGGUUUUAGUUUUAAAGCUCUAGGUACAUCUCUCAUUUUAAGAUGUGUGGAAAGGCCAGGCAAGGACUGCCCGGGUCUGUCAUAGCCCAGUCUCUCUGUGGGAGGCCCACCCUCCUCGCUACACUGGCUCAGCACUGCACCCCCGGGUGCUUCCCAGGGAGAGCCUGCGCCUCCUGGCCUCCGUCAGGUGAGCAACGCUGCGGAGAGCAGCAGGUCCUCUGCCACUUGGUUGAAGGAUCUCAAUAUAUGUAAGUGUGUGUAUAAAUAUAUAUAUAUAUAUGAUAGAGCUCUAUUUUUAUUCUGGAAUUCUGUUAGAAAAAAAAUAAGGAAACAGGACAAAGCAAAUACCAUUGAAUUGCCUUGGGGGCCCCAAAGAUGUUGGUAGUCAGUUCUCGGUAAUAAGAAAGGCACCAAAUGCAUUUUGAUUGUAUGCCCUCAGAGGAGGUCUUAGCGGGCUGGGCCAAGUUGCUGACAGUUUGCUGAUUGAAUAAAGAGAUCCCUGAAUGGGGAAGCAGGUU